Messenger RNA from Theobroma cacao (cacao), 1678 nucleotides. The record is from RefSeq and is a predicted model, not a curated record. NCBI's taxonomy places the organism in Eukaryota, Viridiplantae, Streptophyta, Magnoliopsida, Malvales, Malvaceae.
CCAAAAAUACUCGACCCUAAAACAACAAACCCUAGAAAAAGUCUCUCUUAACUGUUCUGCGAGAGAAGAAAAAAGAGACAAAGAAGAGAGUGUUUUAGCUCAAAUAUUCCCCUUUCACUUUCCGAGAGAAAGAGAAGGAGGGGAAAUCGACCAAAAGAGAAGAAAAUGGACGCAAUGAGGAAACAGCUCGAUGUGCUUAUGGGAGCUAAUCGAAAUGGCGACGUAAGGGAAGUAAAUCGCAAGUACUACGAUCGCGAUGUUUGCCGUCUCUUUUUGUCCGGCCUUUGCCCUCACGAGCUCUUCCAAUUAACGAAAAUGGAUAUGGGGCCAUGCCCAAAGGUCCACUCUUUGCAGCUGAGGAAAGAAUAUGAAGAAGCCAAGGCAAAAGGUGUUGAUAACUAUGACAGAGAAUUGGAAGAUGCCAUUGAUAGACUCAUUGUUGAGUGUGAUAGGAAAAUUGGCAGAGCUCUAAAGCGUCUUGAAGAUGAGGAUGCCAAAGCUGCUAUUGCUAUAUCAGUUUCUGAUGUUACACAGACGCCUGAAGUACUUGAGCUGUCAAAGCAAAUAAAGGAGAAACUGAAAGAAGCUGAUCAACAUGAUCUUGAAGGCAAGACAGAUCUUAAGAUUCGAGCUCUGGAAGAAGUAGAAGAACUUAGAACCAAAAGAGCAGACAAGCAGUCCAUGCUGCUUUUGGAUGCAUUCAACAAAGAUAGAGCAUCGCUGCCUCAACCCCUCCCAAAUCCACCAGCAUUGGCACCUCUACCUGUACCUGCACCUGAUCCCCGUACGCAGGAGAUGAUCAAUGAGAAGCUAAAGAAAGCAGAAGAUCUUGGUGAGAAAGGAAUGGUGGAUGAAGCACAAAAAGCAUUGGAAGAGGCUGAAGCGCUUAAGAAGCUACCUGCCAGACAAGAGCCUGUUCUGGAUUCCUCGAAGUACACAGCUGCUGAUGUCCGCAUCACUGAUCAAAAGCUUCGUGUUUGUGACAUUUGUGGAGCAUUUUUGAGUGUUUAUGACAGUGACCGACGUUUAGCAGAUCAUUUUGGAGGCAAACUUCAUUUAGGCUAUAUGCAAAUCCGGGAUAAACUAGCUGAGCUUCAGGAAGAAAGAAACAAGAGCCGCAAACUUGAUCGGCAUGAUGACAGAAGAUCAAAGGAACAAAGUAGGGAUUGUGACACAGAAUCUAGUCGGGAUCAUGACCGAGGAGAUAGCCGUGACCGAGGGAGGGAUUAUGAUCGUAGGAGCAGGGACCGGGACAGGUAUUAUGAUCGAGAUCGUGGAUAUGAUCGGGAUCGUGAGAGAGAUUACGAGCGCUCACGCAGUUAUGAUUCAAGAAGUCGUCGCAGGUCACGUUCUCGGUCUAAGGAACGUUCUAGGGAUUAUGAUCGCCACAGGCGUGAUCGAUACUAGAUGGUUGUUGCUAUCAAGUGGAUGGAUAUGAAAUCAGUGUUGUUUAGGUCAGUGGUGAAAUCAUGUAGGGAUUAAUAUUUAAUUGUGUGAUUGUACUGAUGCUUUUUGCGGAGUUUGGCAGUUUCUUCUUUUUUGCUGGAUGUAUCAACUGCUUCGUUUCUUGACUAAAAUUUUUAAGAGGUAUGUGUCACUUUUAUGUUAAAAAAAUUACUUUUACUGAUUACUGCUGUGAAUUUUCUGAAGAGCUUUUCCAAACUGCUCUUUAUGCCCA